This is a messenger RNA of Aedes aegypti (yellow fever mosquito), 3403 nucleotides long. It is a transcript of the gene Miro, whose product is annotated as mitochondrial Rho GTPase. Gene Ontology annotation, cellular component: mitochondrial outer membrane. Gene Ontology annotation, biological process: mitochondrion organization; small GTPase-mediated signal transduction. The record is from RefSeq and is a predicted model, not a curated record. Gene Ontology annotation, molecular function: calcium ion binding; GTP binding; GTPase activity. Lineage: Eukaryota; Metazoa; Arthropoda; Insecta; Diptera; Culicidae.
AUCUUCUUGCAAACAAGACGCAUCAGUCAGACGGGGCACGGUUUUGUGGAUGGUUUCGUAACUCGCGACACGGUCCGUCAUCGAAGAAAAGUGUAGCAAAAAAAAAAAGUACAGCAGCCAAAGGAGGAAAAAACGCAGAACGGAUUCGUCGACUCGUCUCGGCGGGGGAGUGCGUUUGUGUUCUUGCGGGAGGAUACCGAAAACGAGGUCUAUUCCGGCGUUUUCAAGAGUUUUUUUGGAAGCAGGAAAAAGUUGAAAUUGCGGCUUUCCGCAAGAAGGUGUUUGGCCCCCUCUGAAAUUGAUCGGAUUGGGGGAACACAAGUUUACAAGUGCAAAAGACGAAGAAAAGAAGCGAAAUUUUAUGUUGAUUUUAUGCUGCUGGAUUGCUUUGGAACGCCGUUGUUGACCCCCACCGAACAGAAGCCAAAGAAGAGUCGUGGGAGCCUGGCAGCAGUUUAUUGUCUUUUGAUCCACUUCGGGGAGCUUUCCCCGGGAGUUCGGUGUGAAUAUCAAACAAACUUCUGAGAGGAGGGUGAAGGUGAAGUAAUUUCAACAAUCGAUUGUUGCCGCUUCCGCUAGAUGUGAGUGAGGUGAUUGGAUUUUGGGGGAUAGAUAGGAAAAAAACUGCACACGAUAAUAUGGUGGCAUGGUCGGCUUCCCAUCGACGACACGUUCGCAUUCUGCUCGUGGGGGACCAGGGCGUUGGGAAGACGUCACUGAUCCUGUCGCUCGUCAGCGAAGAGUUCCCGGAAGAUGUGCCCACAAAAGCGGAGGAGAUUACCAUCCCGGCGGAUGUCACCCCGGAACAGGUCCCGACCAACAUAGUCGAUUAUUCAGCUACCGAGCAAACGGAUGAGGCGCUGGCAGAGGAAAUUCAGAAGGCGCACGUGGUCUGUAUAGUCUAUUCGGUGGAAUGCGACGAAUCGUUGGACAGAAUCACCACGCAUUGGCUGCCGGUGAUACGGGAAUAUUCCGGCGAACAGCGCAAACCGGUGGUUCUUGUUGGCAACAAAAUUGAUCUCAUCGAUUACUCAACUAUAGACCAUGUACUGUCGAUUAUGGAAGACUUCCCCGAGGUGGAGAGCUGCGUGGAAUGUUCGGCGAAGACACUGCACAAUAUCUCGGAAAUGUUUUACUACGCACAGAAAGCGGUUCUCCAUCCAACUGCUCCGCUGUAUAUCAUGGAGGAGCAAGAUCUAACUGACGCCUGCAAGAAAGCUUUGAUUCGAAUAUUCAAAGUCUGCGACAUUGACGGAGACGGUUUGCUGAACGACUACGAACUGAAUCACUUUCAACGUCGCUGCUUCAAUGCUCCUCUACAGCCACAGGUCCUGGACGAGGUGAAGGCCGUUCUUAUGAAAAACACCCCGGAUGGUAUCCGUAAUGAUUCGGUGACGCUAAAGGGCUUCCUCUUCCUGCACUGCCUCUUCAUCCAACGGGGACGCAACGAAACAACGUGGGCCGUGUUGCGUCGGUUUGGAUAUAAUGAAAAUUUAGAAAUGAGUUCGGAAUACCUUCACCCAGCAGUGAAAAUCCCGCCAGGCAGCAGUACCGAACUGUCCCACCGUGGACAGCAGUUUCUGAUCUCGCUUUUCGAGCGAAGCGAUCGAGAUGGCGAUAAUGCUCUGUCCCCGGAGGAGUUCCGCGUUGUGUUCAGCGCUUGCCCUUGUCCACCUUUCUCCACCGAUAUCAAGCGUACGGUACCAACAAACGAAAACGGUUGGCCGACGCUACACGGAUGGAUGUGCCGGUGGACACUGAUGACCCUGGUCGAUUUGAACAAAACGCUAGAAUACUUGGCAUACCUGGGCUUCAGCGUGCACGAGAACGAGUCCCAACUGGCUGCAAUACACAUCACUCGGGAACGGAGAAUAGAUUUGGCCAAGAAACAGAACAGCCGAUCCGUGUACAUGUGUCACGUCAUCGGACCUAAAGGGUCAGGCAAGACUGCUUUCUGCCGGGCUUUCCUAGCCGAAGAUAUGCGGAAACUUUCAGACAAAGACAUACGCGGUACGAACCAGUAUGCCAUCAACACGGUUCAGGUGUACGGGCAGGAAAAGUAUCUGGUCCUGCGGGACAUUGACGUGCGCCAGGUGCUGGACCCGUUGCAACCGAGCGAAGUGAACUGCGACGUGGCUUGCCUGGUGUACGAUAUCAAUAACCCAAAGUCGUUCGAAUACGUCGCCCGGAUAUACAUCAAAUACUUUGCCGAGAGUAAGAUACCGGUCCUGAUAGUCGGCGCCAAGGCGGACAUGGAGGAAAUGCGGCAGGAAUAUCUGCUGCAGUCGCCGGACUUUUGCCACAAGUACAAACUACUGCCGCCGCAGUACUUCAGCAUCAAGCACAACAAGAAGGACAUCUACACGAAACUGGCGACGAUGGCCGCAUUUCCUCGUUUCCAAGCCGCGUGGAUUCUUUUCUAUAAGCAUAGAUUGGUGCAGUUAUGGGAACAAACUCACCUGAAACAGUUCGGUCUAAUGUCCAGCGAUCCGUUGCUGUGGUGGAAGGCAGGCCUCGGUAUAGCAGCAGCGACCAUCGUGGGAUUUUUCGUCGUGAAGGCUUUCCACGGUUCCAGCUCACAUGCGCGAUGAAUCGGCUUAACAACUUGCUAAAUCGUAGAAUCACCAGCCGGUAAGAGCAAUUUGAAAAUAAACACAUUUUACCAACCAGACGACCAGCGGAUAAGCGCUGUCGUUGUCUUAACUAGAUUUGUUCCGAGUCUACUGUAAAUAGUCGUCACUAGCGAUACAAGUUGCAAAGUUGUGUUUAGCUACUAAGGUUCAGAAUUCAGAUUAUUGCAACGUUUGCAUUAUUGCAUUGACUCGCUGAAGAAUUCCUAGCAAUGGCCAAAUUUAUAUGGCUUUCAGACUAGACUCUAAGCAGCUUUUUCUAAUGUUUAACAAUACAGAAAUAUCAAUACCAAACAUAGCUUGUCUUUAUUACCACUUUAUCCCGCAAUAUUAUCUUUAGUUUGUAUUUCCAUCCAUCUCAACUUCGUUGAUGCCAUAUCUUAUAUUUCACGUGGCGCGCGCUGAUACCAAUCCUUCAAAAGUAUGAUUUAGAUUGCGCAUUCAACCUUCUGUAGCCAGAAUUAAGGUCCAGUUCGUGUUCGAGAAAAUUUGAGAAUCUAAAAAGUAAUUUCCUCUGAAACAGCAGAACAAAAUAAGAAUAUCAGUUUUGUAAUUUGACAAACAGAACCAACUGAUAUCUUUAUUUUCAUCGACUCGUUGGCUUUUACGGAGAAAACAAGGCUUAUUAGAUUUGAAUUGUGCUUAAAUGCGGAUUGCCCUUUAUUAUAAUCAGUUUCAUCGGAAAAAUUGUCAGAGUCUAGACACACAGAGAUUGUAAAUUAGUUUGACCAUACACAUUGGUACCAAUAAAGAAAUCAAUAGUAAGAUAUAAA